UGAGCAGCAGCUGCUGCCGCAGCAUAGCCAGACUGGCUGGGAGAGAGCGACUGGACAUCCGUACUGCACGCUGCAUACACAUGGAUUACCUUGUAAAGACAUGACCUGUUUACCAGUCUAUCAUUCGUCACAUGUUUGGUGCUUUCUGUGAUAAGCUGGAAUCACAGAAUCGAGGGAGGAGCACUUGGAGGUAGCUAAAGAAGACAGGAUUUAGAUCUGGAGAUUAGGCUGAAGAAGUCUUCACUGCCAAGACCCCUCUGGGUGAGGGGGAGUUGAGGAGAACGAGGGGAAUGGCAGCCAAGAAGGGGAAGUCAGGACUUCCACAAGCUACUCCUCGGGCUGACCUGUCAGCCUACCGAAGUGGUAGCUCUGAAGGUCGUGUUCCAUUGCCCACCAAGCUGCGCAAAGAGAAGUCCCUGACCAGCAUUUCUGUACUUACGGACUCCGAAAAAAAGAUGCAGCUGUACCAGCACAAGUGGGCAGAUGACAUGACCAGGACUGGUGCAGGUCAGUUCAAGGCAAGGAAGCCCAAAGAUUCUGGAGGUGGUGCCAACUCUCCACUGUCCAAAAAUCUUUCCAAGUCAGAGCAUUCUCUCUUCCAAGGAAAACCAAAAGGCUUCAGUCCACUUCAGGCAACUUCUGCUCUUAGCAAGCCCAGCCGGAUUCCCCGUGGUCUUUAUGCCGAGGUAAAACCCAUCAGCAAGGCUGAAGAAGCUACGAAAAGCAGUAAGUCAGAUGAUGAUGAUGAAGUGAUUCACUUCAGCAAGGUUAAUUCUAAUAGCAGGACCACUCCAGAAGGGUGUAAUGAUGUAUCUGAAGUAGAAGAAGGGGAUAAGACCUUUUUAAAGGUGGAUCCACAACUGGUGGUUACUGUGCUUGGUGACUUGGAACAGCUUCUCUUCAGUCAAGUGCUGGAUCCAGAUUCUCAGAGGAAACGUACGGUUCAAAAUGUCCUUGACCUUCGGCAGAACCUUGAAGAUACCAUGUCCAGCCUGCGGGGAUCCCAGCUCACUCACAGUUGUCAGGAGAGCACCAUGUGUUACGACAGUGAUGACACCAAUGCCCCCAGUGUUUCCAGCCUGUCCAGUCGCUCAUCACCUCUGUCCUGGCAACAGGGGCAGGCCAGCCCUCGACUGCAGGCUGGUGAUGCCCCUUCUUCUGGUGGGACAACUCACAUCCUGCAUCUUCGCUCCUCUACUGGCCACUUUCAGCGCAUCCAUUUUGUAGAGGGCUUGGAUGCUGCAGAUGACUUGGCUGACCUGACAUGUAACUACCUCACAGAUGGUGGCCUCACAGUCAAGAAUCUGCAGGAGGAUGAAGAUGCAGAUGUUGACCAAACGGGUAACUGCUGGGAUGAGAGCAGCUCUAUCAGUAGCGGUUUGAGUGAUGGAUCAGAUAACCUCAGCUCAGAAGAGUUCAACGCCAGCUCCUCCCUCAACUCUCUGCCAACCACUCCCAUUGGCUCACGCCGCAACUCUGCCAUUGUGUUGCGCACAGAUGCAGAAAAGCAUUCGCUUGUGGAGAGUGGUCUGUCCUGGUACAGUGAGGAAGCCAAGGUACAGUGCAGGAGUGAGGGAUGCUAUGACACAGGCAGCUUGAAGAUGGAAUCUUCCAACAAGUUGAAGAAGUACCAGGUGCAGGAUGACGCAGGGAUCAAAGGUGAACUGAGGAAGCCACAGGCACCUAAUCAUCAGUCCAGUCUGAAAAAGAGUCGCAACCCCCCAGUGGGCAUAACCUCUCCAAUCACCCACAACCCACAGAGCUUGCAGAAAGCACUGGGUGCAACAAAAAAUGACCAAAGAGUGGUGGACAAAGCAAAGAUGGCAGUGAAAUCAUCUGGUCUACAGCGCUCAUGUUCAGAUGCAGGAAAAGAUCAGAGUAAGAACCGCAAGCCAGUCUCCGGCCUACUCCGACCUUCUGCUGGAACCAGUAACUCCUUUGGUUUCAAAAAGCCUGCCCCAGUUACUGGCACUGCCACGGUUCUCACCCCUACUGGCAACUCUGUCUCAGUAGCCUCCACAACCAAAACUUCUAAGUCCUCUGGCAUUCCAGUAAAACCUUCAGGUGGAAGUAGCUGUAACAGCAACAGUUGUAAAACCAGCAUUGAUGUGUCAAAUUGCAAUCAGGGUGUUUUGGCUCCCAACUCUCGAAAUAACAUCCAGUAUCGUAGUCUCCCAAGACCUGCGAAGUCCAACACUUUGAGUUUGACAGGAAGUAAGGCUGGGCCUCGUCCUGUUAGCAGCAAUGUUGAUAGUAGUCUGCUUAGCCUCAAACCAGUGGUUCUGCAGUCCAAGUUGAAGGAACCAGGUAGUGGGAAAAGCUCUGGACGAAUUGUUAUGAGUGGAAGUGGCCCAGUGAAUCAAACAGACAGGGAGAAGGAGAAGGCGAAAGCGAAGGCGGUGGUGUCAGACUCUGAAUGUGGAGGCAGUGGAGCACUGAAGAAUGGGCCCUCCACACCCACAGAGAACAUAGAGCCUCCCUCCAAAUUACUAGGACUCAGGCAGCCAUCCAGCCUGGGGAAAUACUCUGAUCUGCCCUCACCAAAUUUUCACUGUCUUCCCAGGCCUUCGAGUGCAAAAACGCUGCCCAAACCCACCCACCUGGAUAAAGUCAACUCUAACAGCCUGGACUGCAGUAUAGUAAAUAUGGAAGACCAUCUCCCUCCUAACGUGCUGCCUUAUUCAAAACUUCAGAAUUUAUCAUCUCUAUGCAGUCCAACUGCUCCUGGUCUAACACCCAGCCCUGCACCCAUCCUCAACGUUAACUGUUCAGACUGUUUUUCUGGCUCACCAGGGGAAAGAGAAGGCAGAGUGGGCAGCUCUCCCCUGCUCUACCCACGCCUCUCUGGACUACAUCACAGUAUGGAGUCCCUGCCUUUGCAGAUGAGUCUGUGUCCAGCAGGGAGCACUGUGGUAGAGCCUACAGCCAAGCAGGAAGAGAGAAGUUUUGGAAGCAGCUGGUCUGCAAGCAAUAAAGCCUCUCUGACCGUCACAAUGGAAAGUUCACAAAGAGACAGAAAUACCCUGCCGAAGAAAGAAUUAAGCCAACACGCCUCAUCUCAGAGUAAAGACGGUACUAAAGAGAGACGUCACUCACACAUAGUUAUCAGCCCGAGUGCAAUAAACAGCCCUCCUCAGCUACCAUCUCCAACGCUAACCAGCAAGAUUCCACUAAACAAUAUCGUUGCACACAGUCCUGGAACAGGCACUCCUAGGAUGACUCGCUCCAAUAGCAUCCCCGCCCAUGAGACUGGCUUUGAGCUGUACCAGGCGUCUCCACUGGGCAGCACUCUAUCAUUGGCCGAACGGCCUAGGACCAUGAUGCGCUCUGGAUCUUUCAGGGACAAAGAACCUGGAGAUGAUGUUCAUGGCUCAGUGCUCUCGCUGGCAUCCAGUGCUUCUUCCAGCUAUUCCUCAGCUGAAGAAAGGAUGCAGGGGGAGCAAAUUCGUAAGCUGAGAAGAGAGCUGGAGUCCUCCCAGGAGAAAGUGGCCAGCCUGACUUCUCAGCUAUCUGCUAAUGCUAACUUGGUGGCAGCGUUUGAACAGAGUCUCACCCUGAUGACCACACGCUUGCAGUCCCUCUCAGUCAGUGCUGAACAAAAGGACUCUGAGCUAAUGGAAUUGAGGAAGACUAUAGAAAAUUUGAAAGCCAGGAACAUUGAGGCACAGGCUGUUAUUCAAGUAGCACUCAAUAACCCUGAUGUUACCCCUAAAGAGCUGCGAAUUAAGAGACAGAACUCAUCAGAAAGCAUCGCUAGUCUGAACAGUAUUACCAGCCACUCAAGUAUGGGCAGUCUGAAAGAGGAUGCCAAAAAGAAAAAGAAAAAGAACUGGGUCUAUGAGUUACGGAGCUCCUUUGGAAAGGCAUUUAGCAUUAAGAAGGGUACAAAGUCUGGCUCUCUGUACUCUGACAUUGAGGAAAUCGCCACUCCCGACUCCUCUGCCCCCAGCUCUCCCAAACUGAACCAUGAAGGAGAUGAGACUAUGCCCAUGUCCCUUCAGUCCACCCAGGCAAACUCUUCUUCUGUGAUCUAUGAAGGGAAUGAGGAACAGGAAAGUGAGGAAAAAGUGGUGUCUGAACUUCGCUCUGAGCUCUGGGAGAAAGAGAUGAAGCUGACAGACAUCCGUCUAGAGGCGCUAAACUCAGCCCAUCAACUGGAACAGCUGAGAGAGGCCAUGAACAACAUGCAGUUAACAGUGGAAAACCUGAAGGCAGAAAAUGACCAGCUGAAAACAGGAAGUGCUCCACAGUCACUGGUGCUCCCUUGCGUUCUCCCCACCUCCUCCACCUCUCAGCCGUCGGGGCUGGCUUCUAUGCUUGGAUCUGGCCACCUCACAACUGCCACAAACCUGGCUAGGUCUUUUAGUCUUAGCCUUAAUGAGUGUUCUGAGCCGAACAAUGUACCCAUGGAGGUAAUGAGUUUAUCUUCGCCAAGGGGUGAAGUUCGGCUGCGUGUGGUGGUUGGCAUGGCUGACCAACCGUUAUCUAGAGAGCGGGUGAAACAGGAUUUCUAUAUUGGUUCGGGAAGGAUAGACUCAAAUACUGAUUGGGCUACACUGGACACAGUCAUUACCACAACUUUCCAGGACUACAUUUCCCAGGUGGACCCCAGUACUAGCAUGGGACUGUCUGUCGACUCCAUACACAGCUACAGUAUAAACCAAGUCAGGCGGGAACUUGGCGACGAAAGUCCAGAUAGUUUGCCCUCUUACUUUUUGAAUAAAGGGCCUGGACAUAUUACUGUGACCCUUAAAGGUUUUAAGGAAAAAUGUGUCGACAGUCUUGUCUUUGAGACACUUAUUCCCAAGCCAAUGAUGCAACACUAUAUUAGUCUGUUGCUGAAGCACAGACGACUGAUUCUGUCAGGUCCCAGUGGCACAGGAAAAACCCACCUCACUUCUCAUCUGGCUGAUUACUUGCUAGAGAAGACUGCCCAUGAGGGAGCCCCUGGACAUGUUGUUACCUUCAACAUGCACCAGCAGACCUGCAAGGAGCUCCAGCUGUACUUGUCAAAUCUAGCCAAUCAGAUUGACCAUGACUGCAGUGCAGAAGACAUCCCAUUGGUCAUUGUUUUAGAUGAUGUCAGUGAUGCAGCAUCUAUUAGUGAGCUGGUCAACAGUGCACUGACGUGCAAAUAUCACAAAUGCCCAUACAUAAUUGGAACAACCAAUCAACCUGUGAAGAUGUCAUCAAAUCAUGGCCUGCACCUCAGUUUCAGGAUGGUUACCUUCUCCAACAAUGUGGAGCCUGCCAAUGGCUUCCUGUUGCGUUACCUGCACAGGAAGCUGAUUGAGGCAGAGGAUGAGAGCACAGUGCACCAUGGAGAGCUGCUGAAGGUGCUGGACUGGGUCCCCAAGCUUUGGUACCACCUGCACACAUUUUUGGAGAAACACAGCACAUCUGACUUCCUUAUUGGUCCAUGUUUUUUCCUGUCAUGCCCAGUGACAUUAGCAGAGUUUCGUUCCUGGUUCAUUGAUCUGUGGAACCAGUCAAUCAUUCCCUAUCUGCAAGAAGGAGCAAAGGAUGGGAUGAAGGUUCAUUGUCAGAAGGCAGUAUGGGAGGACCCAGUGGAGUGGGUACGAGACACUCUGCCUUGGCCCUCAGCCCAGCAGGACCAAGCUAAGCUCUUGCACCUCCCUCCCCCCAUUGCUGGCCCCAACACUGUCCCAACACAGUCCAACAGUGACAGGCCUGGAAAGGACACACAGCUACUGGCCAUGGAGUCAGACCCACUGAUGGCUAUGCUGCUGAAACUGCAGGAAUCUGCCAACUACAUUGAGUCACCAGAAAGGAACAUUUCAUUGGACCCCAGUUUCCAAGCAACGCUAUGAAUGCCAAAAAGAUCUGGACUCAAUGGCUAAGUCUGUUAAAACACUUUCUGGUGCAUUUGGUAAAGAUUGUUUCCCCCUGUAACGGUUAUGCAGGCUCUACAAAAAACUGGAAAGGAUAUGCAGGCUCAACUAUGACCAGAUGACCAAAUCUUUCUCUUUUGUUUCUGUAUUCUAACUUAAAAAAGAAAAUCAAAAAUAUACUAUGGGAAACUAAUGUGUUUGCAACAUUGAUCUAUUCGUUCCUCUGCUGAUCUAAUCUGCAAGUGCAUGGCAAUCACUGCAACUGAAAUUUAUAGAAAUCAUCAGACUUGAUCAGAUGUUUGUUUUUUCCACAUCUGCUCAAGGAACCGAAGAAAUGACUUUCUGCAGCCAAUGUCUGUCUCUUUCUCAUGACUAUCAGUUCUCUUUACGUAUUUAUUUUGAACAGGUAAAUAUAGAACUUUUAUCAUUCAAAUGGAUGAUUAUACAUGUCACAACUACCUGUUUUAGUACAGUAUGAAGGUGCACCCACAGAAUUACAGACAAUUUACAUGUAUGCAAAAUGUAAUUCAAGCAAUGGUGCUUGGAGUACAGCCUUAACAGAUAAACCAUACAUGAUACAGUAUUCCAUAAACUGACUUCCAGAAAGAUGUGAAGCUUAUCAUAGUAUAUCUAUUACCUCAUAGAAUGAUGCACUAUAAGUCCAAACAUUUGUAGACACCUGCUCAUCCUAUGUUUCUACCAAAAUUUAAGGUAUUAACAGGGAGUAUUCCCUAUUCCUUGGCUGCAGAAACUGCCUUUACUCUUCUAGGAAGGAUCUAAACUGGAUGUUGGGACAUUGCUGUGAGAAUUUGAACACAUUCAGCCUCAAGAGCAUUAUUUAGGUCAGGUACUUAUUUUCAGUAAUAAGAAGUGGACCCCAGAAUGCGCUGUUGGCACCGCUUCACAGCCCAAUGUGGGGCAUCCUGGACAUGGGGCAUGUUGAUAGUAGACUUGUGGCAUGCAGUCUUAUCUGCCAAUAGCCGGUGUGGCUCAGGUUUUCAGUCCAAACAAGCAGAGAAUUGCCUGAUUUCACUUGUUUAAUCAAUUGCUCAGUCUUCAAAUAACUGAUCAGCUGUACUCCUGCUUUGUUGGAAAAAAAAACUGCAACCACACAAGCUCUUUGCAGAUAAGAUUAGACACCCCUUCAAUAGACUGUACAAGACUAUACAAGCUGUGUGCGCACAAUUCAAUGCCUGUGUCAGCAGUGGGUACAUCUUAAAGCAUUAACCAAUUAGGAAGGAUGUCUGCAAAAUUUUGGACAUAUAGUCUGUAAUGUCAUGGUACAUUGCAUUCCUAUAAAUACUUUUUCCUAAGACUUGGAGAGAUGACAGGAAAAAAAACAACAGUUGGUGCAUAAAGAUGUUUUCAAAUGAGAAAAUGCACUUUGUUUUAUAGAUUAAAUGAAGUAUAUAGCCUUUUGUUGGUGAUUUGUAUUUUAAGAAUGGAUAAUGAGCAGAGAUAACAAAGGUAAUCUAGAAGGAUUAAGGAACAAUUCUGCCUUGAAUGGUAAAUGAUUGCACCUUAUUUGUUCCACAAUCUAGGGUGCUUUAUGUAUAUCAAAAAUAGCAAAAAUGGAAAGCCAAGCCUUACAUGUGAUAUUCCAUUUUGAGUAUCCAAUGUAUGGUGAAUACCAAUAUAUGGUAACACAUCAGUUUACGGUGCAUAAGGACUGCCUAAGGACUUUAUAAAAUGUUUACACUAUAUGCUUCCACAGACACAUUUGAACUUCUGUUCAAAAGUUUGGAAUCACUAUUUUCAAUAAUAAAUCUAGAAAAAUGUAUGAAAUUGUUAUAUCCUAUUCUGUGAAUUUUUACAGCUUUCAAAAUAAAAAAAAAACCUACAAGCAAAAUGUGAAAUAUUAAAAUGUUGCAAAUAUAAAUAAUUAAAGUAAAAUCAAACUUUUUUCACUCAUUCUGAUAUAAAUUUUAGUUUUUGCUUUAAUGUUUUCUAUUUGCUGAAUUUGCCAAUAUCUUUUUUGCUUCUGGAAUCUCUCUUUUGCUGCUGAAAUCUUUCUUUUGCUUCUAACUUCUUACAAGUUUUUAGCAGGGGCAGGUCAUAGAAGAGGUUGUUCAACUGCACUCUCUAUUGGUCAGCUGAUUUGAAGUGACAGGUCUUCUGAACAUGAACCGCCCCUAGCAUGGCAGAAGAGGCAGUAAUGAGUGCUGCUAUGAACGUACCAUUAUACAAGUUUAUGGGUCCUGUGUAAAAUUAUAUAACUCACCAUGGACGUUGAAGAACAAGCUAUACGUUAGUUGAUUAUGAAUGAAUGAAACUGCACAACCUAUCAAGUUCACAGCCGCUAGCGCAAACCAGCCUAGCAGUGUCUGCUAGGGCUAAAUAGGCUAGUCAAGGUGAUAAGGAGGACUCAUUUGCUAAAAUAUCUUAAGUUAGUUCACAGAAUUAAUGUGAAUUAUUAAUGUGAACGUGAAGGUUGUUUGAUUUAACUUGCAUUAUUUGUAUUUAAAACACAUUUUGGACAUUUUGAGACUUAAUAUUUUGCUUGUGAAUUAUUAUUUUUUAAUUUUUUUUUACUUUUGGCACAAAUGAACUUCAUAUGUCUAGAACUGUAGUUGAUUCUAAAAUAACCGAAAAUCUGUGUAUAGUAUCAAGAAUAAACUAAUUACAUUAAUAAUAUUCACCAUAUUUCAAAAGUGGAGAUGGAAAUAUUAUUGUAAAUAGUCUGUACAAGAACUGUAUCCUCAUUGUAUAUUAUAUAUAAAAUAACACAUUGUUAAUAUCACAAGUGAUUUUUCAAAAUUUUGAACAGUAGUUAUAGGUGUGGGUGUUGUAAAUGAGAGAGAUUUAUGAAUACUUAUGUUGACCACUAGUGUUAUGUCUGCAGCAUUUAUUAAUGGGCAUUUAAACAUGUAUGGAUAACAUGUUAUUCUCAUAUGUGCUGUGAAUAUUUCAUAAAGUCCAUAGAUUGUGGACCUUUAAAUAAUUUUUUGUAUGAGUGUUGUAUGAGUUCAUGUUUUAGGAGUGUUCUCCUUAUUUGAGUUGGCUUUACUUUCACUGUCAUUGUGAGUGUCCAGCAGUGCUUUGGUUUUUAUUUUGUAAUUCCAUCUGAUCAUCUGAGUAAGAGUAACCCAGACUGUCAUAGUGUUAUAUGCAUUAUGCAUGUUAUAUGCAUAAGGUAAAGACUGCAGUCGUAGGACAGUAAACUGAUGCUUUGCUCUUUGGAUUUUAAGUGCCCAAGAACUGCUCUGUGAACAAGAUUCUAGAAUUUUACCAUAAAAUGCCAAAGGGUGUUUUGACAACAAAUGCAGAAAGCAGUCAAAGCAAAGUUAUCUUUAUUCAGACUGUGGUGGUCUGUGGAAUAAUGUCAAAACCUUAUGACCCAGAUGGGUGCUUGGCUAAUAACAACAUUAGGAGAAAUACCAUUUCUCACUAAGGCACUGAGCAGCAAGUGUACUGAUUAAAAAAAGAGACCAAAAAAUUUUGCAAAUGUAAUAAACGCAGGAAAAAGCAAAAAGCGACUGUUUUAGUUUGCUGACACACCCAUGCAUGCUUAGAUGUUGCUCAUGUACUAUAUUAAAGUCUUGUUAUCCUGACUUGUAGCCCUCUAACAGUAAACAUGAAAGUCAAUUUUUUAAAGGUAAUUUUCUAAAGUGUUUUUUACUAAAGAAACUUAGAUGGCCAUUUGUAAAUAGAAUUUUCACAAAAAAAGAGAAAAAAGAUGCAUCCAUAAAUUCUCAAACUAACAUCAAGUAUAUGUGUACUGUUAGCACACAUUGUAGUAAUGUACUCCAGUAGCCAUGGUACUGAGAUCUCUCUCUUCAUUGCCUGAGACACAUGAGAUCCAGUAAACUGCCAUGAACUGAUUUGAAACUUCCUUAAAAAGUGUGCUAUGUUUUGUGCUUCUUGUAUGUAUUUGACUGCGCAUAAAAUUAUCUUUUGUCUUUCAGAAAGCAGUCACAACAGUGUUUGGUAGCAGUGCCUCACUUCACACAAAUACCUCAAAUUUCUCAAAAUACUUGCUGAUAGCUUCAGAAAUGCAUGUGUGGACUAAAUAGGAACUAAAUAGCAACACUCACAAUGACCUGUGCCUAAAUAUAAAGGAUCCUGUUAGAUAUGGCCACGUUACAAGUUGUGAGAGGAACGCAAAUGAUAGUUAGCAUUUAAUACUUUUUUUCAUUCUUUUAUUGAAAAAAAUGUUGGCUAACACAAAACUUAAGCAGUCUUCCCCUUUCCAAGUUGUUCAUAUUUAUAUGAAAAAAUAUGCUGUUUCCAUGUUCUUUAGUCUGAUAAAUUUGUGUAUGCAAAGUGUCCUUUUGUUUAAAUAAGACUAUUUAGCAACCUGAUUUGGCAUUAAUAAAGUCUAGCCCGGUAAGCCAUCCUGAAUCCCGCAAGCUUUGGAGACAUUUUUAAUAACACAAAUUAUCUUGUUUGUCCAGCUAUGGGGACGUUACAGUGUAAAUUUGAAGCCAAAUACUGAAGCUCAUAAGAUGUUGAUGCUGAGGCCAACCUGUUACAGAGGAAGAUCCAGGAUGGUUUGUACCAAGGUAGUCAAAUAUAAAGUGUAUCUAAAAGAACAGGGAGGGCGCAAAUGCUUUCCCUUGUUACAGUGUUAAUUUGAAAUAUAAGCACAAUUGCAUUUUAAGAAACUAUUUAAAACCUCAAAGUUCUAAUAUAUUCUUGGAUAUGAAGCCAAAACAGGUUGCUUGGUUGUCACUCUAAACAAGAGUUAUGAAUACAGUUUUUUUUUUUUUUUUUAAUUUCUUUAUUUACAAAUAUUUAAUACCAGUAAUAGAUAACAUGGCUAGGUGAAAUGUUGUAGCUAACAUGCAGAUUUGAUGGUGUUUAAUUGUUGUUGAUGUAUGCUACGUUUGUAUGUUUGCGAAAAAUUAUAAGUAUCCCAUUGGGAUCUCAAAACAUUUUUGUUAUUUAUAGAUCUUUUUUUCUUCAUAAAGCUCAUUAUAAAGCUUUAUAUUUUGUACAGAACAUGGCAAUUGUAAACAGUGUAUAUAAAUACUAGUAAGCGCAUCUGCGACAACAAUCAUGGUAUGUAUGUAUUAAUUAAGUAGGCUUAGGUUUAGAUUUUUCUUUCAGGUUUACAAAGCGUAAAGCUUGAGAAGUGUAUAAGAAGGCACAUCUGAUCUGACUGAAUUUCAUCACCUAAUAUUUCUACAAAAUCUUCAAUAAACUCAUGCCAUUUGUUUACUGAAA
Messenger RNA from Pygocentrus nattereri (red-bellied piranha), 11018 nucleotides. RefSeq names its product neuron navigator 1a (gene nav1a). Gene Ontology annotation, molecular function: ATP hydrolysis activity. The record is from RefSeq and is a predicted model, not a curated record. The transcript is spliced from 31 exons. Gene Ontology annotation, biological process: microtubule bundle formation; neuron migration; neurogenesis. Bases 291 to 5831 code for a protein of 1846 amino acids. Gene Ontology annotation, cellular component: microtubule cytoskeleton; axon initial segment. NCBI's taxonomy places the organism in Eukaryota, Metazoa, Chordata, Actinopteri, Characiformes, Serrasalmidae.